UAUUUCAGCAAAGAAAAUUAUAUGCACGUGUAAACUGAUGCUUAUGAAUUAAAUUAGAUCAUUAACACAGUAAUCCUAUAGACUUACCUGAGACUCUCCUAUAGAACUGAGAGGAGUACUUCUGUGUAGACUCAGAAUCCUAUGUACAUCUAUUAGGUCUUAUUUCAAAUAUUCAUUCAUGCAUAGGAAUGUAACAAAUUAAAAUCUAAAAUCCAAAAUUGCUAUUAUAGUAAAAUUUACAAAAUUCCCUCACAUGUGACAUAAUUAAUUGGCAUAGUUUUAUAUCUUUGUUUCUUUAGCACAUUCUUUAAUAUACAGGAAUAUUAAAGUUAUGGAAUUCAUAAAUAGAUGUAAGAUAUAAAAAUCCAAUCAGACAUUUUUCAAAAAUUAAUUGUUUUCAUUAUUUUUUCUUUUAAACUUACUUUCUCCUUUUUAUUUAUUAUGUCCCCACAUCCCUUAUGCAUUAUAGCCCUACAUAAAAUCUUUUCCUGCCAGUUUUAUUCUCUUGUCUACUUGGAUUUCAACAGAAGGCAAAAGGUAAUGUUCUAUGCAUCUCAGUAAUUAAAAAUGAAAAUACUAUUUUUUAUAUAUUUUGCAAGCUAUUGUCCUCAGUUAAAUUACUAAAGAUAUUAGUAUUGAGAGCCAAUGGGUCUAUGACCAUAUUAACAAGAUUACCCACAGAAACACAGGAAUAGUGCCAGGGAUUAGGCAGUUUCUGAAAGAUGUUUUCAAUUUUCUCCAAAACACAAAUAAGCAAAUAAUGCUAACACACAAUGUCUGUGCACAAUAUUCUUUACUCUACACAGCAUGUUGCAAUUUAUUCUGAGGCCUAAAUUACAGACAGAAUACCAGCUUCAUUUUAACUAUGUGCAUUAAUACAGUUAAAGCUUUUGAUAGAUAAUUGUAUUUUAACACACUUUAAAAGACCAUAUAAAUUUAUAUGACAAACUGCCUAAGCAAUGCCUAUGAAUCAGAUUUAUGUUUCAACGCAAAUAAAGCAUCUCCCAUUGGCCUUUGAAAUCUGCUUAUACUGAAAUCUCUUCUUCAACAUUCAGUAAGUAAUAUUUUGUUUUUAAUAGAACACAUUAAAUAUAUAAUUGUUUCACAUUAGUUACCAGAAAGAUAUCAGAAUACAACAUAGUGUGUCCUCUUUCUAAAAUAUGCAAGUAAGUCACACUGUAAAGAUGAUAGGUUUUCUAGGAAACAGAAAAGGCUGCAUAUAAUUGCAUUUAAUGUUCAUUACAGAAAGCUGCCAGCUAACUUUAGGAGAAUGUAACAGACAGACAUGAUUUCAGGAAUCCCCAGACUAACACUUCAAUGACAGCCAAUUACAGCCCCAAAAACACAGCCCAGUAGGCAGUCUGCUAGGAGAACUUGAGGUAAGGUAAAGUUUCUCACAAUGAGUUACAGAUUCACAAGCUCGGGAAGACAAGGAGAAAAAGAAAAACAGAAGGAAUCCAGCUAUCCAGCAAAUGUGAAGCAGACCCCAAGAUCGAGAUACAAUCCAAAUAUGUAAAUUAUUGUAAAUCAUCACUGUUGUUCAGAAUUUCACACAGACAUUUGUGCCAAUUCUGGUUUAUUUCUCCACAGACACAAUAAGGAAGCAGAAGAGGUUGGGGGGGGGAGGGAGAGAAAGAAGAAGCAGGCAGGGAAACAGUAUAAAUGAAGUUCUGCUGUCCAUAUGCUUCAACGGCACAGGAAUUGAAGCUCUUUCAGCAAUUUGUAUUCUCUCCAAAUCCUCAUGAGUCACAAAAAUUAAAAAGCUAGAUCCUUCUGGAUUCCAGAAAGGGCCUUACCACGGGCCUUUUGUCAAACUUUAAAAGGAGGAGGAAAGGAAAAGCCACAGUGCUGGGCAGUCCCACUUUACUUGGCUUCUAUGAUGUCACAAACCACAUGAUUCUGUCUCUCCAGUAACAGGGCUUGCAAAAAAAAGGAGUUUUAAAAGCUUUUGCUUUUUUGGAUUGUGUAAAUGCUUCAUUCGCCUCACAAACAACCACAGAACCACAAGUGCGGUGCAAACUUUCUCCAAGAGGACACAGCAAGAAGCCUUUGGUUUUUAAAUGGUUAAUCUCAACAGGUCACCAACAGCCACGAAGACCAUCAGAGUCAGUAAGUGCUCUCAAACCACAUUCUGUUUCAGUAGUUCUAGACCUGUCAAAUAGUUGUUCAUUUUCUUUUUCUGAUGUUUCCUUACUUUUUUGCAUAUUACAAUGCAGCAUGUUUGCUUUUUUUACUGUAGUCAGAAUGGAAAUACAUCUAGAUUCUAUAUGCACCAGACAUACUGCAAAACCUAAUGGAUCUUCGCUAUGAUUUCUGAUUUCAGUAUAAGGCUUCAAAGAUUCUUUGCACCAGAAGAAACACACCCGCAGGAGGGGAGAGCAAUGGCAUCGAACAGUCUUUUUAGCUCAGUGACACCUUGUCAGCAAAACUUCUUCUGGGAUCCCAGCACCAGCAGGAGGUUCAGCCCCCCUUCCAGCAGCCUGCAGCCCGGAAAGAUGAGCGAAGUCAGCCCGGUGGUGGCGGCAGCCCAGCAGCAACAACAGCAGCAGCAGCAGCAGCAGCAGCACCAGGAGGCGGCGGCAGUAGCGGCGGCGGUGCCCAGGCUUCGCCCGCACGAUAACCGCACCAUGGUGGAGAUCAUCGCCGACCACCCAGCCGAGCUGGUCCGCACCGACAGCCCGAACUUCUUGUGCUCCGUGCUGCCUUCACACUGGCGCUGCAACAAAACUCUCCCGGUGGCAUUCAAGGUGGUGGCUUUAGGAGAAGUCCCUGAUGGGACAGUGGUCACAGUCAUGGCUGGAAACGAUGAAAAUUAUUCUGCAGAGCUGAGGAAUGCCUCAGCUGUAAUGAAGAAUCAAGUGGCACGGUUUAAUGACCUGAGAUUCGUUGGCAGAAGUGGAAGAGGAAAAAGUUUUACUCUGACAAUAACUGUCCUUACAAAUCCUCCACAAGUUGCUACAUAUCACAGAGCUAUAAAAGUGACAGUAGAUGGACCAAGGGAACCACGGAGGCACAGACAGAAGCUUGAUGACUCUAAACCUAGUUUGUUCUCUGAGCGUCUCAGUGAUUUAGGGCGCAUUCCUCAUUCCAGUAUGAGAGUAGGGGUCCCGACUCAGAGCCCACGGCCCCCCUUGAACUCUGCACCAAGCCCUUUUAAUCCACAAGGACAGAGUCAGAUUACAGACCCCAGACAAGCACAGUCAUCCCCUCCAUGGUCCUAUGACCAGUCUUACCCAUCAUAUUUGAGCCAGAUGACUUCACCAUCCAUUCAUUCCACAACUCCCUUGUCCUCCACACGAGGCACAGGGCUUCCUGCCAUCACCGAUGUGCCCAGACGGCUCUCAGGUGCUUCAGAGCUGAGCCCAUUUUCAGAUCCCAGGCAGUUUACAAGCAUUUCAUCCCUCACUGAGAGCCGCUUCUCCAACCCACGAAUGCACUAUCCAGCCACCUUCACUUAUACACCGCCAGUCACUUCAGGCAUGUCAUUGGGUAUGUCAGCCACCACUCAUUACCACACCUACUUACCGCCACCUUAUCCGGGCUCUUCCCAAAACCAAAGUGGACCAUUCCAGACCAGCAGUACUCCAUAUCUCUACUAUGGCACAUCAUCAGGAUCAUACCAGUUCCCCAUGGUGCCGGGGGGAGACCGUUCCCCCUCCAGAAUGCUUCCUCCCUGUACCACCACAUCCAACGGCAGCACAUUAUUAAACCCUAACUUGCCUACCCAGAAUGAUGGUGUGGAGGCUGAUGGAAGCCACAGCAGCUCCCCAACAGUCUUGAAUUCUAGUGGCAGAAUGGAUGAGUCUGUUUGGAGGCCUUACUGAAAUUUUCUCUGCGGGGCGUAAAAUCUGUCAGACAGAAAGCAAACCAAUAAACAAACGAUUGUCAGCUGAUUAUAAAGUGCCUGUUUUUUUCUUGUUUUUUUUUUUGGAAAUCGAUUCUGUUGAUAAGUGCAGUAGCUGGGAUGUUAACAGCUAAUUACAUGCAUACGACAUGAGACUGACUUUCCACAUCAUAGUUCCAGUCAAUGUGGAUCAAAGCACAGUUUGUUUUCCUCCUGGGAAUGUUGUCUCCAUUUUAUAUUUUAAAAUAUAAUGAUCCAACCCCAAAAGAUGCCCAUUCUGUCUAGACUCCUUUAAAAAAAAAAGCGAGUUUUUUUGCCAAGAGAGGAGACUUGGACUCCUGCCAAUUGUCAAGACAACGCCUGUGCUUUAUUUGUUGUUCAAAUAAACAGAAGCAUCUUAAACGUCAGGUACGGUUGCAGUCAUACAAUCUCUAGGACCCUCACGCAUGCACAGUGUAAUUCACUCCGUGUGUUUGUGCACAGAAAAAAAAUGUUUCCAUUUAUAUCAGAAUAUCUUCAGCUUACAGUAACUCCUCAGCCAUCUUAUCAAAGCCUUGCCUCUGAUGAAAGAGAAAACUUCUGAAGUACUUGGCUUUAUACUUCUUCUUUUGCUGAAAUAGCACCCUAUAAGGUACCAAGGCAAACUUGUUCAUUUUGUGUUACACAUUUUUGUGAUUACCUUUGCCUUAGUCAAGUUAACCAAAAAAAUUCUUGGGGAAAAAUGUCCCCCAAGUGAAACAAACAAACAAAAAAACCCACAAAUUUCUUAUGCAAGAAAAAAAAGAGAAUGGCAAUAUAUCAUACUCAAACCAAAACAGUAUCAGUAGUAUGUGUGCGUGGCUAUCUUGUUUUAUUUUAUUAAGUUAUAAUGUGUACAAAAUUGAGGUUAUAUGCAAAAAAUGAAUUGUCAUAUAAUUUUAAAGAAAUAUUUAUAAUUAUUUAAUAAUGUUUGGUCCCUUUAAGGUUUUUUAUAAUGUAAUGAUAUGUUGACUUCGGUCUCUAAAAAUGUCUGUUGUUUUUUAAUUGUGGCAGCCUUUGACUGGUACAGAAUAUCAGACCAUGCAUGAACUCUGAAAAGCAGUUUCAGUAUAAACUAUCUGCAAUAUGUAUUUUUUAAAAAAAUAAUAAUAAUAAUUAAAUGCUUCCAUCUCUAAAGAAUUCAGGUAUAAUUGUACAUUGGCUUAAUUUAUGAAGGAGGUACUGCUUUAAUUGUAACUGAAUAUUGGGUUGUCUUUUUUUUAACCCAGUAAAAAUUAACUGGAAACAGAUUGAGCAGGCAUUAUUUUGAAUACAUUACUCUACAAUCCCUCCAGGAGGUGGGAUCUAAAAGCCCACAUGGACACUUCUGCUCUCUCAUUUCUGCCUUUCCCUAGGCUGUCCUCUGCACUGCAAAGCUCUGUCCCUCAAUAUUGGGGCCUUACUAGGAGGGUUUCUUGUCGAGCACAAGAGACAUCCCCUCUCUCCCAAACAUACAUUUCAAACAUACAUAAACAUAUGUUUUAAUCCCAGCCAGCUUCAUCUGGUGAAAUUCAAAAGUUUUCCAUGUUUUUCAGUCAGCAUUUGGGAAACAGUAAAACAGCCCUGCAUUGGCACAAGAAAAAGGUUCUCCGAUGUGAGACAUUUCAGAAUUCAUCCACUUACCUGAAAUCAGUAGCUGGAGUAAUUUAAGAACUCUUAAAUAUUUUUUUCAGGAACUAUACAUUAUGUUACAAGGCAUUGUAUUGAAAAGGGAUAAGCACAUGUGAACCACUGCAGAGGCCCUCUGCAGUUCAGUGCUGCUCCAGCAUCUGGCAACAUAUAGUAGCUGAAGGUUGAUUGUAGACUUCAGUAAAAUCAGGCACUGCUUUCCUAACUGAAAGACACAAAUAUUCCUGAAGCUCUUAAAAUCAACCAUCCAACAUUUACCAUUUAUCUUUUUUUGCUGGUAAGCAAGCCAAAUUAGUUCCUUGGCAAGUAAGUGUCUGUGUCCCUAAUUAUUCUGGAAUCUUUGAUAAAUUCUUAUUUAGACUCUGGUAGAUAGAAAAGCUCAUAUGGCACUUUACACGAAAUCCAGCAACUUGUGGCUUUGUGCAUAGGCCCAAAUGAAACAGGAUGUGAGGAUGUGAAUGAAAGGUAGGGAGUAGCAGGAGCCCUUUAAAAGGAGGUGUCACCUUCUUGAAAUCCAUUUCUUUCUAGCCUCUGUUUUGAUCUCCUCUGCAUUGUCUUUAGCUUGAGCUGUGUGCAACAGUCUUUUCCAUGGAUUGCGAUGCUGCUGAAACUAAUGAUAGUUAGAUGGAAUCAAUAAGAAAAUGGUGAAACACUUUACACAAUACAGUUGGACAAUUUCGGUGAUAGCUUAGAUAGCUAAAACAGCCAACAGAAUGUUCUACAUUCCCAUGAAUUAUUCUUGACUUAAUAUAAUUCAUUUGCUCCUUAGGAAAAAUUAUUGACCUUCUAAAGGUCAAAUCCCCUUUUUAUAAAUAGGAGAGACUUUCCUGAUGUGUAGUUUUCUUCCAAAGAUGGAAGUUGCUAUUGAUCCUAUUUAUUGUUUGCGGUAGCUUGAAGCAUACCCUUGUCCAUUGAUUUUUAUCUGUAAGAUAAGUAUGUUCAUUUCAGCAGCACUUAAAAAAGCUAGUGUCUGGUUACACAUUUCAAGUUGUUUGGAAUAUUGUUGAUUAAACAAAUCAAAAUAAGGACAUGAAUUGCCAGUGCAAAUGCUGUUGUGUAUUUAAUAAAAGGUACUAUAUUUGUACAUUAUUUUUAUUGCUGAGAAGGCCUUUUAAAAGAUAUACUAUAUGCAUCUUAAAUAAUUUUGUAGGAUAUUUUUUGUUGCUACAGGGGCUGCAGGCAGCAACCCAAAUGCAUUUAAAAAGAAAGGAAGAAAGAAAGAAAGACAUUCUUGUACAAUUUCAAUACUGCUUUAUAUUCUUGGAUUUAAUCCAGCAUAGAUCAUUUUUAUAUUCUGUUCUGUAGCUUCAGUAAUGUUUCUAUAUCAUAUUUUGGGAUCAUUUCGGAUUAAAACUCCAGGUUGCUCAGGUGUGCAGUUUUGCUUGCCCCAAAACAUGCCCUGUUCAUGCCUUUCUACUGUUGACUGCACCAUUGAAAUGGUUUGCUUUACAGUUUAGAGUAACCAAUAAUAAUAAAAGAAGAGAGUCUUAAGCACCUUUGAUAUAAGCACAAGGCCCUUGUUUAGUGUCUCUCAUGUUUUAAGUGUGCCUUUAAAAAAAAUAGACUCAAGCUCUCAGUUGGAAACAUCUUUAUCCAUCUAGGGAGAUAUUUAAUGCCUGGCUGGCAUCAAGAGAAACGUAAGCUUAAAGUUCAAGCUUUUUACGGUUACUAUAAUGUUUCUCCUGUAUGUCACCCAUCUCUUCUUCAGAAUUCAUUUUUAUUUAUUUAUUUUGAUACAGGAAGGGAAUGUGGGAUGACAUUAGCAUUAUGGGCUGUAGUUAGAAUCUCAAGUCCAGAGGAAAGGCUGGUCCAGUUUAUAGUGUUAAAAAUGCUUGUGCAGACGCAUUUACAGAGAGAUUUUUCAAGUCUUGGCCCUUGGAUAAAACUCAGAAUUCUCUUGUAAGCUUGGGCAUAAUGAAUCCAAAGUUUAUUGGUACAAAACAGGCACUAGCCCAUGAAAAACCCCUUGUCACAGCAUCUAGGAAGGUGCUCCAUUGACCCGGACUCUAAGCUAGCAGUCCCUGGGCAUGGAUUUGCUAGCCAGUAUCUGCCCCCUUUUCACCAGGCUUCAUCAUGGAGAGAUUUUUGCACUGUCAAGUUUGCCAGAUAGGUUUACCCUCCUUUCUUGCUGGAGUCUCCAUUUCAGUCCUGGUGAGGUCAUGCAUCAGGACUCUGAGAAAAGCCAUGAACAAAAGCAAUAAUUUAAAUAAAAUAUAAACCAAAGGAAAUACUGUUUUCUAAGAGCUUUAUUUCUGUGAUAACAUUUCAUUUCAGUAUGUUUGACCUAUCAUUUAACCAUUUACGUUUCUUGCAAUAUUUUUAAAUAGAUCAGCCAGAAAUCAUAUUUUACAGUACUUUUUGUUUCCUAGGUACACUAAGCAAUAUUUCACAGUAUUUUUUGCUUAAAUAUGUUUCACCAAUCUUGAAUUUCUUCUGGAGCAAAAUAUUUGUAGCAUUUCCUGUAAAUACAAGCUUUAAUUUCUUUCAUUUUCCCUCAAUUGCUGUUGUCCAAAAAUUGCUUUCCAUGCACAGAUUGUACAAACACAUUCUUUUUUUUUUUUUUUUUGUGCCGCAGACAGCGAUUGUGGAAGGGAAGGGUUUACUUUAUCUUCAAAGGGACUGUGUGUAUUGUAUGUUGCAACUGUAAAUUGAAUUUGUUUGGCAUUCUCUCAUGAUUGUAAUAUUAAUUUUGAGGUUUGAAUCUCAUUUUCAAUAAAGUGGCUUUUUUGUUAUUGUUGUUCCUUGCUUCUUUGUUUUCUGCUGCAUCUCCAUAAUUAUGUCUUUCAUAUUUGUAAAUAGACUAGAACUGACUGGAGCCAGAGUAUGCUGAAAUACCAAACUGCAUAUUGACAGCUCCUUUAACUUCUGCAGGAUAGAAACUGCUAUUUUAAAACAGCACAUUCCUAAUCUUAAGCAUAGUUACUGUAUAUGAAACUCCAAGGAUCCCUGAUUAAUGGUGCACAUCUAAUGUUGCACCAUGGCCUGUAUCAAAAUAAAAGUUUAAUUAAUGAAAAAAGCAGAGGAGGUGAAGUAUUUAACAUUGUUGCUGUGGAGGAAAAAGUAGAAAGAAAAAAAAGGCACUAGAAGGUAACCAUUCUCUCAAAUAAUAUCUGUAUGGUAUGUUUUAUGUUGGAGUCAUUAGCACAGUCAGAAAUUGUUCCUUUUUUUCUUUCUGGUUUUUUUUUUUUAAAGCAAGGGUACGAGGAAAACGUCAUUGCGAAGUUUUCACUAAGGCCCUAUCAUUUGGUCUGGUGUCACAAUUUUUGUAACCAAACAGUGGAGAAAGGAAGGUUUGGCGGUGUUCUGAGGGCUUACAUCUAUUUCAUAUAUGUGCUACUACCAAAGAAGAAGAAGGGGGAGGGAGAGAGGGAAAGAGAGAGAGAGAGGCGCCCCAUUUUUUAAGGACUCUGUUUCAUGACAGCCUCCUGUUUACAUCAGUAUUCAUGUAACAGUUCAGAGUCUUCUAGGAAACUGGUAUAUAAGCUGUUGACCACAGACCAAGUACUGUUUGUGCUGUUUGCAGGGAAGCAAUAUUCGAUAUUAUAUAGUACAUGUCACCUUUGGGUUGCUAUCUAGUGCAGCUAAAUGCAUUACACUGUUUAAUCCAUACAAGUAUGUCAGAGUUGAGAAACAUAGGCCCCCAACCCUCAGCAGUCCUAGCCACUUGGCCAGUAGACAGAAAUGCUGGGAG
This is a messenger RNA of Crotalus tigris (Tiger rattlesnake), 9182 nucleotides long. It is a transcript of the gene RUNX2, whose product is annotated as RUNX family transcription factor 2. The record is from RefSeq and is a predicted model, not a curated record. NCBI's taxonomy places the organism in Eukaryota, Metazoa, Chordata, Lepidosauria, Squamata, Viperidae. Gene Ontology annotation, cellular component: nucleus. Gene Ontology annotation, biological process: regulation of cell differentiation; neuron differentiation; hemopoiesis. The transcript has 7 exons. Bases 2307 to 3824 code for a protein of 505 amino acids. Gene Ontology annotation, molecular function: DNA-binding transcription factor activity, RNA polymerase II-specific; ATP binding; RNA polymerase II cis-regulatory region sequence-specific DNA binding.